Trichomycterus rosablanca is the source of this 2412-nucleotide messenger RNA. It is a transcript of the gene tfap2a, whose product is annotated as transcription factor AP-2 alpha. Gene Ontology annotation, molecular function: RNA polymerase II transcription regulatory region sequence-specific DNA binding; DNA-binding transcription factor activity, RNA polymerase II-specific. NCBI's taxonomy places the organism in Eukaryota, Metazoa, Chordata, Actinopteri, Siluriformes, Trichomycteridae. The transcript has 6 exons. The record is from RefSeq and is a predicted model, not a curated record. Gene Ontology annotation, biological process: anatomical structure development; regulation of transcription by RNA polymerase II; regulation of cell population proliferation. The annotation marks the transcript as partial. Gene Ontology annotation, cellular component: nucleus.
UUUUUCUCUCUUUCGCCCAAUUUGCAGGAUCGUCACGACGGUACCAGUAAUGGUACAGCCAGGCUACCUCAGCUGGGCGGUGUGGGCCAGUACAGCAGCGCACCGCCGCUCUCGCACACGCCCAACUCGGACUUCCAGCCUCCGUAUUUCCCACCACCCUACCAGCCCAUCUACCCCCAGUCUCAGGAUCCAUACUCGCACGUUAACGAUCCUUACUCCAUCAACUCGCUACACGCACAGGCGCAGCCUCAACACCCGGCCUGGCCGAGCCAGCGCCAGAGCCAGGAGAGCGGCCUGCUGCACCAGCACCGGGGCCUGCCACACCAGCUCUGCAGGGAGUACCGCCGAGAAGUGCUGCUGCCCUCGGCCCACGGCAUCGACGCGGGACUCACAGACUCGAUUUCUAUCCAUGGAAUACCUCAUUCUUUAGACGACGUACAGCACGUCGAGGAUCAAGGAAUUCACAUACCCGACCAAACUGUAAUCAAGAAAGGUCCAGUUUCCUUAUCCAAGUCCAGCAACAUCUCGUCCAUACCCUUAAAUAAGGAUGGCCUUUUUGGCGGUGUGGUAAAUCCAAACGAAGUUUUCUGUUCUGUUCCGGGUCGCCUGUCUCUUCUCAGCUCUACAUCAAAGUACAAGGUCACAGUAGCGGAGGUGCAGAGACGCCUCUCACCGCCUGAGUGCCUCAACGCAUCCCUGCUCGGUGGGGUGUUGAGAAGGGCAAAGUCUAAGAAUGGAGGAAGAUCCUUAAGAGAGAAGCUCGAUAAAAUUGGAUUAAAUUUACCUGCAGGGAGACGAAAGGCCGCAAACGUUACCUUGCUGACGUCACUAGUAGAAGGCGAAGCCGUUCAUCUUGCCAGAGAUUUCGGUUAUGUAUGCGAGACCGAAUUUCCAGCCAAGGCAGUAGCUGAAUAUGUUAACCGUCAACAUUCCGACCCUAACGAACAAGUCCAAAGAAAAAACAUGUUAUUGGCAACAAAACAAAUCUGCAAAGAAUUCACCGACCUGCUCUCCCAGGACCGAUCUCCUCUUGGGAAUUCUCGCCCACAGCCUAUACUCGAGCCGGGGAUUCAAAGCUGUUUGACUCACUUCAGUCUCAUUUCGCACGGAUUCGGGACACCGGCCUUGUGUGCGGCCGUCACCGCGCUGCAGAACUAUCUUACCGAGGCCAUUAAAGCGAUGGACAAAAUGUACCUCAAUAACAACAGCCAUUCCGAUUCUGGUACUAAAGGCGGAGACAAAGAUGAGAAGCACAGAAAGUGAUGCGUGAUCAUUAGAACACCACACAUCUAAACGCAUAGAAAAAAAACACUAGUGAUCAAGACAAUGUGCCACUUCCCGAUUUUGCCCAAUUCCCUCAUACGUUUAAUUUCUUUUUAAAACCACGAUUCGACCUGAGCUUCACGGAAAGACACCUUUAUCUAAAUCAGAAGAAAAUAAAGAGUCGCAGUGGCACUGAGGUCCAGGAACCAGAUGCAGACAGAUGCCGAGAAAGAAAAGAAGACUUUUAAUUAAUAAACCUCUUUUUAUGAGCUACAACGGGCUGACAUUAAUGAAACCCACAUUGUCAGUCUACUACUAUUGUAGCGAUGUGAAAGUGAAAUUAAAAGAGGAUGGUUUUUCUAUCAGUAUUGUGAAUAACAAACUUCCACAGUUCCACAGUUCCAUGUCAUUCCUUCACACAGAGACGUUUCACCAAGAGACCAACUUGAACUCUGAAUUUCAACACGAUUUACGGUUAUAUGAGGGAAUCUGUGUUCAUGUAUGUAUAUAUUUAUUUAUGUGUAAUUUAACGGGAACUGUAAAUAUGGUGCGUCUGUUGAAACCUCUUUUUUAUUUAUCUGGUGCCUCCUGUUUUAGUGGGUUUGAAUAUUCGUUUAGUUCUUCAUGUGGUUUUACGGUUCUUAGAAAACAGAAGUUUUUUUUUUUUCCCCUCUGGGAUAUUUCAAUUCAGCCCUCUUGUAGCAUGUCGAGGCGUUAUUAAAGCAACUGAACAAAUUUCAUAGAAAUAAACGUAUAUUUCUCCAUGCAUAUAUCAUUCAUAUGCCGUUCUGUUUUAAUUCGAAGAAAAAAAAAAAUCACAAGACACAAGAGAGAUCCCGACAACAAUAGCUUUGUGUUCUAUUUUCUUGUUUUUAUACGAGCUUGUAUGUGUUGUGCCAAUCAGAAUAUUUUUCACAUGUUGUUCUUCCCUUAAAGCACCAUGAGAGCAAUAAAUGGAUAGACUAUUGUCCUCAGAAUCCUUUCUUUUUUUGGAGAUUUUCAAAACAUUUGGGACCAUCUGAUAUAUUGUAGCCUAUGUCCAAUGUUGAAUUGGAGGCGGUUUUAUCUGUAUUGUGCUGGCAAUAGUUCCCAUGCCUGUCAAUGUAUUAUAGUCAUUUGUUGCCCAGGAAAAAAAAUAAAUAUUUGAUA